This is a messenger RNA of Phytophthora nicotianae INRA-310, 777 nucleotides long. RefSeq lists its product as hypothetical. The coding region runs from base 1 to 777 and encodes 258 amino acids. Lineage: Eukaryota; Oomycota; Peronosporomycetes; Peronosporales; Peronosporaceae. The transcript is spliced from 3 exons. The record is from RefSeq and is a predicted model, not a curated record.
AUGGCUUCAUUAGUCACGACUGACACGUGCAUCUUUGGCCGGGUCGUCAUCGGAAACGGCCGCGAAGCAUCCACAGGCUGCAACGCAGUCCGCAUCACCAUCACCACCGCCAACAUCGCCACUAACAUCGCCUCCAUCGUCACCGCUACCAUCACCGCUGUCGCGUUUAUCGUCUCCGUUGCCUCCGAUGCCGCCACUACCUUCACCGCCGUCGUCUCCGGCGCAUCUCCUGCGGCGCCAACCGCUUUUGCUCUGUUGGUAGGUUCUCCUCCACCUGCGUUGACUACCGCGCCAUCGUCACCUCUGAUCGACACUUCAGUGGCGUCGGAUGUGUCUGGCGAGUCGAUUUUAAACCACCUGAAGGAACUGCAUUGCGGUACGCUUUUCAGCAGCUCGGAUGAAGAAUCAGAGGAGGAGGACUCGGAAGAUCCGCGCGCGGCACGUCCACCAUCUCCCACUCCAUCAGCUAGUGGUUUAUUUGAUGAUGACAGCGAUGAGGAGACCGAGCCUCAUCCAGCCAACGGUCGUAUCAACCACUACGGCCCGGCGGCACUAUGGGAUUACUCAGUUCCAGCCAAGAUUGAGCAGCUGCACGACGUACGCGGCGAGUCUCCACUUCGGUGGCUCAUCGUGAAAUGGCAGAGUACCCCGCUUCAAUUGAGGUGGAUAUGGGAGGAGCAUCUCGACAAACGAUUCGUUCGGCGUAUGGAUCAAGUAAUACAGUGGCGUGACGAUCUGUGUCCAGGCGUCGGACUAGAGUUUAUGCUACUUUUCUGA